AUGGCUUCCGACCUGGAAAGCAGCCUCACCUCCAUCGACUGGCUACCACAGCUCACUCUUCGGGCCACCAUUGAGAAAUUGGGGGGGGCUUCCCAGUCAGGCGCCCCGGGAGCUGGCCGGAAGUGUCCGCCGGGCUCUCCGACGGACCCCAACGCCACCUUGAGCAAGGAUGAGGCCGCCGUCCACCAGGACGGGAAGCCCCGCUACAGCUACGCCACCCUGAUCACCUACGCCAUCAACUCCUCGCCCGCCAAGAAGAUGACCCUCAGCGAAAUCUACCGCUGGAUCUGCGACAACUUCCCCUACUACAAGAACGCGGGCAUCGGCUGGAAGAACUCCAUCCGGCACAACCUUUCGCUGAACAAAUGCUUCCGGAAAGUGCCUCGGCCCCGGGACGACCCUGGAAAGGGCUCCUACUGGACGAUUGACACCUGCCCCGAUAUUUCCCGGAAGAGGCGCCAUCCGCCGGAUGACGAUCUGUCCCAGGAUUCCCCGGAUCAGGAGGCCAGCAAGAGCCCCCGGGGGUCCAUCUCUCUGGGCCCAGAGGCGUCGCUCUCCCCCGAGUCCAACCAGCAGCUCUCGAUGCAAAGCACACCCCCUCUGGGCAAUUACGGCCAGAGUGCUGGGCCGGUGGAGGUGGCCACCACGGUGGCGGGCGGACAAGGCCGUGACGGGACCGAGGUGCCCCCUCCGCACUACAGCACCAGCAGCGACUUGAAGUUCUCCUACUCCGAAAUCAACUUCCAGGACCUGAGCUGGUCCUUCCGGAAUCUCUACAAAUCCAUGCUCGAGAAGUCCUCCUCCUCCCAGCACGAUUUCUCCUCCCUCCUGGGGGAGAUGCAGCCCUCCAACCACAGCUACUACAUGUACCAGCAGCCACAGGGGCCCCCCUCCAUCGGAGCCGUGCCCCCCCUCCACACUCCGACCUCGGAGAGCUGCCAGUCCCAGGGCAAGCAGCAGGCGGGGGACGGCUACGGCCCCCCUCCCGUGAUGUCUCUGCACCCCUCCGCCAUGCAGCACGGAGGGUACCACCAGCACCAUCAUCCCCACGCCCACCCACCGCAGUCACAGGCCUCCCUCAACAACGCCGGCUUCGCUUUUCCCUCCGACUGGUGCUCCAACAUGGACUCUCUGAAGGAAAGCUUCAAGGCAGUCAACCGACUCAACUGGUCCAGCAUCGAACACUCCCAGUUCUCCGAGUUAAUGGAGAGCCUCCGCCAGGCCGAGCGGAAGAACUGGUCCUUAGACCAGCACCACAUUGCCAACCUCUGUGACUCCCUGAAUCACUUCCUCACCCAGACCGGGCAGCUCCCUCACCUGGGGGGGCCCCCUCCGCAGCCCCCCCGCAUCUCCGAGUCCUGUGCCAUGAACAGCAACAAGCAGGAGCAGCCCAUGAGCCAAGUGAACUCGUAUGGCCAGCCAGCGCCUCCCCACCUGUACUCGGGGGGCCCCUCUCCGAUGUACCCUAUUCCCACCCAGGAUUCGCCAGGGUACAAUCGUCCAGGUCAUCAUUUGGUUUCGCGGCCCCCUCCCGGCGCCCCCGAGGAGAUCCCCGACGAUUUCAACUGGGAUUUGAUCACCUAG
This is a messenger RNA of Protobothrops mucrosquamatus (brown spotted pit viper), 1584 nucleotides long. It is a transcript of the gene FOXJ2, whose product is annotated as forkhead box J2. The record is from RefSeq and is a predicted model, not a curated record. Gene Ontology annotation, cellular component: nucleus. Gene Ontology annotation, molecular function: RNA polymerase II cis-regulatory region sequence-specific DNA binding; DNA-binding transcription factor activity, RNA polymerase II-specific. Bases 1 to 1584 code for a protein of 527 amino acids. NCBI's taxonomy places the organism in Eukaryota, Metazoa, Chordata, Lepidosauria, Squamata, Viperidae. The transcript has 10 exons. Gene Ontology annotation, biological process: regulation of transcription by RNA polymerase II.